AUGGAGGGAUAUCCGUUCACGUGGACAAAGAGUCGAGGAACACUGCAUAUGAUAGAGGAACUUUUGGACAGAUCACUAGCUAAAUCAGAUUGGUUACAGUUGUUCCCUUCAACCAAUUUAUUCAAUCUUAUUGCUUCCCAUUCUGACCACAACCCGAUUUUUCUUUGCUCCAAUCCUGUGCAACAUCGGCAGAAGCGGAGGUCCUUUAAGUUCGAAAAUUGGUGGCUGGUGGAGGAAGGAGUGUCAGAGGUUGUUGAUGAGGGUUGGUUGGCUGCUGAUACCCACUCGGUUGUUGAGAAGCUUACGGGUUGUGCCGCUGAGCUGCAGCGCUGA
Vicia villosa (hairy vetch) is the source of this 333-nucleotide messenger RNA. RefSeq lists its product as uncharacterized. The record is from RefSeq and is a predicted model, not a curated record. Bases 1 to 333 code for a protein of 110 amino acids. NCBI's taxonomy places the organism in Eukaryota, Viridiplantae, Streptophyta, Magnoliopsida, Fabales, Fabaceae. The transcript has a single exon.